AUGAUGAAUUUUCGUAAGAAUAAUAUUUCUGUUAUUGCAGUAUUACCUGCUUUUACUCAAUGCUAUGAUGGUACUAAAUUCGGAUUAUUGGAACUUUAUUUUCGCAAUCCACCACAACAGUUAUAUCCAAAUCUUUCCUGGACGGAUAGAAAAACAUUAGCACGUGUUGAUAAUUGUCCUCAAGCAGGUACAAAUUGUAUUUCAAAUCUAAUGCAUGAUUAUAUAAAAUAUCUAUCUAUUAUGAAUGAAAAAUUUUAUGGUUCGAAACAAUUCGAUUAUGCUUAUCGUUAUGUUACUAAUCCUUGCCAUCAAGAUACACAACAUUUAAAAUAUUUAGUAGAAUUACUCUAUUCUGUAAAUAAUUGCCCUGAAGUUGUUUAUAUGGAUAUGGAUUUAACAUAUAUUACAUCGUAUUCAUUAGAAGUUCUUCAUAUGACUAUUUCAUUUGGAAUUAAUUUAGUUGAUCAAUGUGUAGACAUUGAUAAUUCUGUUGCAGAAAUUCUUUCGACAGAUCAUUCACAAAUUGUUUUAAAUUUUUUAAUCAAUCAGAGUAUUGUUGAUAAAGAUACGCAUAUUGCAAUAACAAGUUGA
Messenger RNA from Adineta steineri, 591 nucleotides. Lineage: Eukaryota; Metazoa; Rotifera; Eurotatoria; Adinetida; Adinetidae. The record is from the annotation of a GenBank genome assembly.